GCUAUGCGCAUGCGCGCCGUUCUGCCUCCAACAACAAGAAGCAGGAGCCAGGCAACAUGGCCGACCUGGGGAAGAAGUACUGCGUUAACUGCCUAGCAGAUGUUACGAACCUGCGGCUUCGCUGCACCGACUGCCCGGAUAUCGAGCUGUGUCCGGAGUGUUUCUCGGCGGGCGCGGAAAUCGGCAAUCACCGGAGAUGGCACGGCUACCAGCAGGUCGACGGUGGUCGGUUCUCCCUCUGGGGUCCCGAGGCAGCGGGAGGAUGGACCAGCAGGGAAGAGCAGUCGCUCCUCGAUGCCAUCGAGCAAUAUGGAUUUGGAAACUGGGAGGACAUGGCCGCUCACGUUGGAGCAACCCGAAGCCCUCAGGAAGUCAUGGAGCAUUACGUCACCAUGUACAUCCACGGGAACCUUGGUAAGGCCUGCAUCCCUGACAGCAUUCCCAACCGAGUGACGGACCACACCUGCCCCAGCGGAGGACCCCUGUCGCCGAGCCUCACCACCCCACUCCCCCCGCUGGAGAUCAGCCUUGCCGAGCAGCAGCAGCUGGGCUACAUGCCGCUACGUGAUGACUAUGAGAUUGAAUAUGACCAGGACGCGGAGAAGCUCAUCAGCGGCCUGUCUGUGAACUACGACGAUGACGAUAUGGAAAUUGACAUGAAACGCGCCCACGUGGACAUUUAUGUGCGAAAGCUCCGAGAGCGCCAGCGACGCAAGAACAUCGCUCGAGACUACAACCUGGUGCCCGCGUUCCUGGGCCGGGACAAGAAGGACAAGGAGAAAGAUAAGCCGGGCGCGCCAGGAGUCGCGUGCGGUACUGGCGGUGCGGGGGGUGCAGGAGCCGGUGGUGGCACAAUCGGAUCAGGCUCCACGACAGCAGCAGGAUCAGGCCCCGUUUCCAGUAGCCCCAAAAGAAAGAUCACCAAGGAAGAGAAAGAGCAACGGCUCAGACUACGGGGGCUCUGCCAGUUCAUGGCCCAUAGGGAGUUUGAAGACUUCUUUGAGAACAUGCAUAAAGAACGCGUGCUUAGGGCCAAAGUGCGUGAGCUGCAACGCUUCCGGCGCAACGGCAUCACGCGCCUGGAGGAGUCGGCAGAGUACGAGUCGGCGCGCCACAAGCGAGAGAAACGCAAAGAGAACAAAAGUGUGAUCACGUCCAAACGAGGCGGCGCAGGAGGCGGCGGACUGGUUUCUAGCAUGGGACUCGGGGUUGGAGCUGCGGGGGGAGGAGGCCUUGCUGGUGGGUUGGGGGUUGGAGGUGGGAUCAAAGAAGAGGGCAAAGAUGGUGAGUUUGCCACCAUUGAGAAUCUGACAGGCUUUGAGCUGUUGUCAGACAGGGAGAAGGUGCUGUGUAGCUCUCUGAACCUCAGCCCAGCACGGUACCUGACUGUCAAAACCAUCAUCAUCAAAGACCACCUGCAGAAGAGGCAAGGCAUCCCUGCCAAGAGCCGGCUGCCCAGCUACCUGGACAAGGUCCUCAAGAAGCGCAUUCUGAUCUUCCUCACGGAAAGUGGGUGGAUAUCUCGAGACGCAUCCUAGCGGCCCAUCUCUGAUCAAUAUGUGGAUCGUUGCUGAUAGCUGAUUGGUAUAAUCUUCGUGGGUGGGACAAAACUACUGGCUUUUUUCAAUGGUGACCUUGUGAAUAUGUACAUUGCAAAGAAAGAGGAUGGGGGGGAAAAAUGUAUUUUCAUACCAGAAUGAAAACUACCCUAUAUUUUUACUUUUGGAAAGGGAUGAUAUUACCUCCAUGGGUUUAAUGUACUUUGUGUCCAUAUUGUUACUACAUCAACCAAAAUGCUAACAGGUAUCUCAUGUACCGAAAAAAUCCACUUGCACAUGAAAGAAACAUGGAUUAGAUAUAUUUCAGGACCUCUCAAAUUCUAAUUUGAUUAACCAUGUCAGCUGUUGUAUCACUUAAAGAUGGACUGAUCUCUGUUCACAUCUUUUAACAUUAAAAAAAAUGUUCUUCAUAGUCAGUAAACUCUCAAUUUAUCUCAAUAAAGAAAAAGAAUCAGGGGACAAAACUCUCUCUCUCUCGAUUGAGCACAGGCUACUGAAGGCAAAUUGUAUCUGGGUCCCAGUGAGAGAGAGAGAGAGAGAGUUUAUUUAUAUAUAUAUAUAUAUAAAAGCUGGUAUAUCACUAUUGAUACACAUUUGUGCCAAUCAGCAAGAAAUGUAAAUAUAUGCCAAAGAAUAUUAAAAAGUCAUUCAGACACUGUCGUCAUUAUAAACUGUCCACUAAAUAGCAUCAAAGUCAAAAGAACCUGCUCAGCACAAUUCUCCAAAGUGCCAGUUCACAUAAUAUAAAGACCAUUUUUUCUUCUACUUUCCGUUUCAUUUAUUGAUGUAGUUCCAUUUGGUGUGAGUUGCUGAUAUCUGCCGUAUAGAUGUGACUUAUCUCCAACAUAACGUUACUAAAUGGCACUCUGCUCAUUGUGCUUAAAGCAACAACAACAAUGCCUCUCCAGAUAUCAUGAGCCAUUCACUACUAACAAGGACAACAAAAAUGCGUGUUUUUGAGAGUUCCCUCUUUAAAAAUCAAUUUAAAGGAUUAUUAACAUAAAUACAUUUGCCUGAAAACCCUGGCUUCAGAUAGUAAGUAUUUAUUUCUCCCUAAAAUUGUUGCAAAAAAAAGGUCGACCUACUUUGAUUAGUAAGAGGAGCACUGAAAUCUAUCAUGUGAGAGGAGUAAAACUGUUUAAAUGACGGUAAGAAAUACCAUUAGAGUUAGAUAUAACACCCGUUAUUCAUUAAAGUAGAAAUAAGUAUUCAUUUCUGCAGUGUUGUAUCAGUCGGGCUCCCAUUUGUAAUUUAAUUUAGGUCAGAACCUAAAUGGGUUGUAGUCAGAAACUCCACUUUAUUCAUUUGAUCUCAAAAACGUGGUUUUACGGAAACCUGAAUGUGUCUCAGCUCUGCUGUCCACACAGUAAUGAUAUACACGUAGACGCACAUGAUUAUUAUUAUUAUUAGCUGUCAGUGUCCCUCUUCUAACAGAAGGCAUAACUGAUGACUCAUUCUCCUGCGUUUUCUGCAAGCCGGGCGCUGGCCAUCGCACUAAGAAAAUUUAAAUGUGUAAUUUCAAAGCAGAAGCUCGAGAAUCAAAGAAAGGAAAGGCAUUUGAAUUGAUCUUAAGUUUUGAAGUUGGCCUUUUUGUGGGGAAAUGCAAGUCAAAAGUAGCAUUAGUUCUUUAGCGGUACUAAUUGAAAGUAGAGCUUUGUCAUAUUUCAUCAAUGAGAUGCUCCAAAUCAUCGGCAUAGUUUUGGUUAACCAGUUAAGGGUGACUGGUGAUAUUUUUGAUUUCACUUUCACUUUUGAAAUCCCAUUAAAAAUCUGGCUAAUAUUUUUUUGUUCUAGAAAAAUGCUUUCUCAUAA
Molecule: messenger RNA, 3371 nt
Organism: Pungitius pungitius (ninespine stickleback)
Lineage: Eukaryota; Metazoa; Chordata; Actinopteri; Perciformes; Gasterosteidae
Gene: tada2b
Product: transcriptional adaptor 2B
Exons: 2
Coding region: 57-1538 (493 amino acids)
Biological process (GO): regulation of transcription by RNA polymerase II; chromatin remodeling
Cellular component (GO): SAGA-type complex; nucleus
Molecular function (GO): transcription coactivator activity; chromatin binding; zinc ion binding
Source: RefSeq, a predicted model, not a curated record